GAGGUGGACAGGCGCACAUUUUGUCACUCUCUUUCACCCGGGGCGCUGCUAGUCGGUGCUGCCAGCUCAACCAGCAUGUCUGUGAUCGUGAAGCUGAAGAAAUGGAAGGAGAGCAGACCAAACAAGAAUACGUUCCCCACCAGCCACCUGGAGACUUGGCCUGAGAGGCAGCGACGCAAGACAGCCCUAUUCAUCAUCUACCUCAAGACUCUUGUCUACUUCUCUGUGGUUGCCAUGGUGAUGCCGCCGACGUGGCCUUACCUCCAGUCGCUGGAUCCGAACGCGUCCAAGACGCUGGUUGGCUGGAUUAUUGUUGGCGUUCCGGCGCUGCGACCAAUCAACGCGCUGCUGGUGGGAUGGGUCCUCAAGCACCUCUCGAUCCGGACAGUGACCAUCAUCUCGGGCAUAUUCAUCCUGGCAUCCUGCGCCAUGUGGUCUACUGCUUAUCAUGCGCCGAUAUACGGCGGCUACUGGCUGCUCGUCUCGCGGUUCGUGAUCGGCUUCUUCGGCGCCGAGUUCCAGAUCGGCACGACCCACGUGGCGGCGGCCACCACCCGGGAGGAGCGCAGCACGGCCAUGACCAUCCUGGCCGGCUGCCUCAGCAUCGCCUACAUGAUGGCGCCAGGUGUGAUGUCGAUCAUCUCGUACGUGGGUCCUGUGGGCGUCACCAUCUGCGGCUACAUCCUCAACAUGUACACGGUGGCCGGCCUGCUCGGCAUGGUAGUGUACGGCACCGCCCUGGUGCUGUUCAUUGUCUACUACGAGGAGAACGACAUCGCUGUGCGGGAGGACAAGCUGAACGAGGCGACAGCGCCGCCGGUCAGCGGAGAGACGGACGAGGCGCCUCAGUCGCCGGUCGUCACCGAUUACCUGGCAGUGGCCAUAUGCAACCUGCUGGGCGCCCACUGCUACGGCUGGCUGCAGCUUCCGGACACCAUGAUGACGCCUAUGGCGAUGGACCUGUACGGCUGGUCGGAGGAGCACGCCGUCCGCCGCGCCGGCAACAUUCUCACCCUCUACGGCGUGCUGGCGCUGGCCGGCUUCGCGCUGUCCGGCCGCCUCGCCAAGCGCUUCCCCGAGCGCGGCAUCAUGCUCGCCGGCAACUUUAUGUACCUGCUGGGCGCGUUGGUCAUGUUCCCGGUGGCGGGUCCGACGCCGCCGCUGGCCGGCUCGCGCGGCGGCCUCGCCUACGCCAUGAACCUGGCGGGAGCGGCGCCGGCGGGCCUGCCGCUAAGUCUGCGUGACCUUGACCCGGUCACGGGCCGUCAGCUGGGCUGCCCGCCGUCGCAGACCUGGUGCCUCACCGAGCCGCGGCCGCACCUGGCGCAGCUGGUGAUCAGCUUCGGCUUGGUGAUGACGGCCACGCCGUUCAUGCUGCCCAUGGUGAACUCGGUCAUCUCCAAGCUACUACCGGCCGGCAACCAGAGCUUCAUGUGGGGCGUGGUGAACGGCUCGGCCAACGUGGGCCGGCUAGUCUACCCGCUGCUCAACAUCUACCUGUACACGUACCUGGGGCCGCGCGCGCAGUACGGCGCCAUGAUCGGCCUGUGCCUGCUGACGGUGACGCUGCAGCUGGCGACGUACCGCCGCCUGAAGCCGAGAGGGGCCACCGAGGAUCAGAUCCCGCUGACAGAGUCGGCCGGCACCGACUACGGCACCGCCGGCACCGAGAAGGCACGCGGCUAACGCGCGCAGGCGCGAGGGUAGAGGGCAGGGA
Molecule: messenger RNA, 1717 nt
Organism: Pollicipes pollicipes
Lineage: Eukaryota; Metazoa; Arthropoda; Thecostraca; Pollicipedomorpha; Pollicipedidae
Product: major facilitator superfamily domain-containing protein 8
Exons: 5
Coding region: 76-1686 (536 amino acids)
Biological process (GO): transmembrane transport
Cellular component (GO): lysosomal membrane
Molecular function (GO): transmembrane transporter activity
Source: RefSeq, a predicted model, not a curated record